Molecule: messenger RNA, 1173 nt
Organism: Lathyrus oleraceus (garden pea)
Lineage: Eukaryota; Viridiplantae; Streptophyta; Magnoliopsida; Fabales; Fabaceae
Exons: 4
Coding region: 1-1173 (390 amino acids)
Source: RefSeq, a predicted model, not a curated record
AUGGGUCUAAAGUUGAAGGAUUUCAAUCCAUUUCCAAAGCUUCAAGAGGAAGUGGGCCCAAAUAAGUUAGCUUUAGUCCUAAGUAUCGAUGUCCCAACUGUUCUAGUCAAUUGGAUCGAGAAAGAUGGUUUCAAAGGUUUUGCCAUGAGGUUCUUGGAAGAAUUAGCUCUGAAAUUCAAGAAAGAAGGAAAUUGGAAGGCAUUCUAUGUUGUGUUUGCUCUAUUGAUCCAUGGGAUUGUGCUCUUCCGAAACAUUGAAAAAUGUAUGGAUCAUGUAGCCAUAGAAGUCUUUCUCUCUGGCAAUUCUUUCAUGCAACAUAUGUCUGAAAAAGGCCUUUUUGUAGCAAAAGAGCUUAAAUAUCCUCAAAGACUAGCUUCUCUCACCGCAAGUUCCAUCACAUGGUAUGUCAAAGAAUGGGAAACCCCAUAUAUCAUUGUUAGCUGUGAGGAAUUUCCUAAUGUGCCACUGUUGGGAACUAAGGGUUAUAUCAAUUACAACCCUAUGUUAUCUCGGAUGCAACACGACUACUCCAUGGAUGAUCCUCCUGAAGCCAAAGACUUACAGCCAUUUAUUGUUAGAAAGAGUAAAGAAUUCGGAAAAAGGAACCCUCUUGUCAAAGAACCUUACACUCGAUGGGUGAAAGAGAGAGUUGAGGUAAUCCAUUUUCCAUUCAUCUUUCAUGCUUCAGCUUUCCCUAAGGUUCCUGAUCCAAAACCUAUACUUCCCAAGGACAUGGAGAAACUCAAUGCUAAGACCAAAAAGGAAGAGCUUAAGAAAGCUGAAUAUAGAAUUCGGGAGUUAGGAAGGAUGCUAGAUAAGUCUCUUGUAGAAAAGAAGGAAAUUAAGCUCGACUUUGAAUCCCAGGUCCGUGAACUUAAGGACAUUCUCAAGAAGUGCAAAGAUAAGUUGUCUCGUGAGAUCCUUCAGAAAGAAGAAGCUGAGAGAAACUAUCUCCACCUCGAAUACCAGUUGGAAGAAACUAAUAGGAGGUUUACAGUUUUGGAGAGCCAAGAAGGUGAUGCAACCUACUUGCUCUUAAAGAAUGACUGUGUGUAUUUGAUGAGGCUGUAUAGAGAGGAUAGGAUGGCCCUAAGUGAAGAUCAGCGCAUCAUCAUGAAACUCCAAGACCUCUAUGUUGAAUGGAAAGUUCCUCAACUUGGAUAUAUUUGCUAA